CGCUGUGAUAGCACUUGUACAAUCAAGCGAAACUAAAAAGGACGCGAAGGAGAAAAAAGCAGAUCCUUCCCGAGAGAGAGAGAUCAGUAGUGUCAGAGAUGGCGAGAGGGCAAGUUCUGAGCGCGUACCGGGCGCUUCUGAAAGCGACACGGAAAUCAUUUUCCGGCGACACCAUGAUGCUGAAGGAAUCAGCGUUGGAAGUGAGGAACAAGUUCGAGGAAAACAAGAGCGUGAGCUCCCAGGCGGAGAUCCAGAAGCUUCUCCUAGAGGCUGAAGAGGCCUCCCAUUUCAUCACCACCAUGAUCGUCCAGGCGCAACUCAAUCCCGAUUCUGGCACCUACUUGGUGAAGCCGGGUAAAGAGCAUGCUGGGGCAACGCUUGAACUUCCCUCGGAAGAAAUUAUUCGGAAAUCAGGAUAAGACAGGAGAGAAGAGUAAAAUCCAUUUGGGUUCUACUAAAUGCAGCAAACUCCCCCGGAAAAGGUGCAAUAAAGUGAGAUAUAAGGCUUGCACGAUGCUUUUAAAGAGCCUACCAUUUUCGAAACUAGUCAAACAGUUAUCCAAGUCCACCAUAAGAACUCUAUAUGGUCAUUCCCAACUCUGUUUUUGUACUGUUAAUAUUAAACUAGCGGCAUAACUACUUGUUCCAUCUUCUUUCUAGUUCAACUUCUCUCUUAGUCUUCCUUUACAAUUAUCAGAGUAUGUUACUGCUUGUGUUUAUUUUUCCUUUAUUCCUCGCAAAUACUGGUCAAUUAGUAUUUGCAAAAGGGAGAAAGUGUUAGAAAUGCUUGUGGAGUAACUGCUAACUAGGUAUCUAGACCUUUGUAUCUGCUCGCUAGCACCAUUUUCUAGCAAUGCUGGAAGAAGUCCCGCAAGUGGGCGAAAGCGAGAGUAUCGGUGACAAUUGGUGAGGUUAAGCAUAUCUAAUGUUUAACCGAGAGAAACAGAGUAGCACUGAGAUGUAAUAACAUCUUCGUAUUAAGGAUUUAAUUUGAUCUA
Messenger RNA from Glycine soja, 998 nucleotides. Its product is annotated as mitochondrial zinc maintenance protein 1, mitochondrial-like. The transcript is spliced from 3 exons. Bases 99 to 419 code for a protein of 106 amino acids. Gene Ontology annotation, biological process: mitochondrial respiratory chain complex III assembly. The record is from RefSeq and is a predicted model, not a curated record. NCBI's taxonomy places the organism in Eukaryota, Viridiplantae, Streptophyta, Magnoliopsida, Fabales, Fabaceae.